CUUGGUUGUACACUGUAGUUGUUCCUGGGAAGAGAACCACCCUUGGUGUUGAGUGGACGUGGUUUACACAGGAACUGUGAUCCAUUGAUACUGAAUCUGUGUAGCUCUGGUGUUGUCUUGACUAUGCACAAGUUGGAGUAAUGAUGGCAGCUGUCUGCUAUAGUCUGCCUGAUCUCUGCUGGAUCAUCACCACAGUGACUUAAAGUUUUCUCUACUCCAGCACAUUUUCCACGUCUGACCCAAGCAGACUUCAACAUGUUCCUCUUGUGACAACAAAAAACUUUCAAGUGUUUUCUUGUGUUUGUUAAACAGACUACAUUUUCUUCUGUCACCACAACAGAUUUUCUGAUCCAUUGGUGUUUAGACCCGCUGUCCUGCUUAAGUUGGUCCCUCUUGGGUCGAUACAUUGCCCCCCUUUGCUUGACCUGCAGCAGCAACUAUGUCCAGCCCCUCCCCAGUGUUUGCCCCAGGGACUCCGCCCCCGUUCCACCACUCCCCCUUUUUUGCUCCAAGUGCCCCUCCCCCAUCCAGCUCCUCCCCAGUGUUUGCCCCUGGGACCCCGCCCCCGUUCCGCCACUCCCCCGUGUUUGCCCCAGGGACCCCGAUCCCGUCGAGCCCCUCCCCAGAGUUUGCCCCCGGGACCCCGCCCCCUUCCCGCCACGCCUGGUGCGUCCCUGUGUACACUCUACCAGCCUGCCCCGGGGCCUUCUACAUGGUGCAAGACAACUACUUCAACAAGGCCGCUGGGGCGACAACACCCGUCCCAACCCUGCCUGAAGUACCCAAGUUUGAGUUCAAGUCCAAGCUGACCAAACAGAAAUCCAUGGAUGAUGGUCUACUGCCCACAGAACAGAAACCGUCCUUGCCACUAAAGGACAGUGACCCUAGAUCUUCUUCACGACGGUCAAAGCCCCGCCCCCAUUCCCUGUCUCUUUUACUCAGUCAGAUUAAGCCACAUCCUCAUUCACCCCCACUGCCUGUACGUUCGUCCGAUAAAAGAGGAAGUGGCAAACAGAAAACGUCGGCUUCCAAAAAUUCAGUUUCUUCCAAGCUGCAGCGACAGCAGACGGUUGACAAAAAAAAAUAUUUACCAGAUCCGCCUCUGGAGAGCCUGGCCACUGUGGAGGAGACUGUGGUGAGAGACAAGGCAGUGGACUCCCUGCGACAGAUCGCCGCCGAGCACUCCCCCGCGGACCUGGAGAACCACUUUGUCCCCCUUCUGAAGAGGCUGUCAGCUGGAGACUGGUUCACGUCCAGGACGUCGGCCUGUGGGCUGUUCUCUGUCUGCUAUCCCCGUGUGUCCAACAGUGUCAAGUCCGAGCUCAGACAGCACUUCCGGAACCUGUGCGGUGAUGACACGCCCAUGGUGCGUCGCGCUGCGGCGGGGAAGCUGGGGGAGUUUGCCAAGGUGGUGGAGACAGAGUACCUCAAGUCUGAACUCAUCCCCCUCUUCACCGCACUAGCACAGGACGAGCAGAACAUUAUAUUUCAGGACUCGGUAAGGCUUCUCGCUGUAGAAGCCUGCGUUAGCAUUGCCUCGCUGUUGCCGCCUGACGACACUGAGCAGCUGGUCAUGCCUACCCUCCGCCAGGCCGCUGAGGACAAGUCCUGGAGGGUCCGCUACAUGGUGGCCGACAAGUUCACAGAUCUCCAGAAGGCGGUGGGGCCUGAAAUCACCAAGAACGAUCUGGUGCCGGCCUUCCAGAGUCUGCUGAAGGACUGCGAGGCCGAGGUCCGGGCUGCGUCGGCUCACAAAGUCAAAGAUUUCUGCCAGAAUCUGUCCCCGGACGUCCGUGAGACCACCAUCAUGACCAACAUCCUUCCCUGCGUCAAGGACCUGGUGUCCGAUGCCAACCAGCACGUAAAGUCUGCUCUGGCCUCUGUCAUCAUGGGUCUGUCCCCUAUACUAGGCAAAGACAACACGAUAGAGCACCUGCUCCCUCUGUUCCUGUCCCAACUCAAGGAUGAGUGCCCGGAGGUGAGACUCAACAUCAUCUCCAAUCUGGACUGCGUCAACGAAGUGAUCGGCAUCCAACAGCUGUCCCAGUCGCUGCUGCCUGCCAUCGUGGAGCUGGCAGAGGACACCAAGUGGCGAGUCCGCCUCGCCAUCAUCGAGUACAUGCCCCUACUGGCUGGGCAGCUGGGUGUGGAGUUCUUCGAGGAGAAGCUCAAUUCCUUGUGCAUGACUUGGCUGGUGGACCAUGUGUACGCAAUCCGUGACGCAGCCACACAGAACCUGAAGAAGCUGGUGGAGAAGUUUGGAGUGGACUGGGCCCAGCAGACCGUCAUCCCUAAAGUCCUCCAGAUGGCCCGGGACCAGAACUACUUACACAGGAUGACAUGUCUGUUCUGCAUUAACUUAUUGUCGGAGGCGUGCGGGUCAGACCUCACUCUGAAGCUCAUGCUGCCCACAGUCACUGGGAUGGCAGGAGACCCAGUCGCUAACGUCCGAUUCAACGUGGCCAAAACAUUACAGAAAUUAGGACCUCUAUUUGACCAGUCGACGUGUCAACAACAGAUCAAACCGUGUCUAGACAAACUGAAGACUGAUUCGGAUAUAGAUGUACAGUAUUUUGCCCUGGAAGCUCUUGAUGACCCAUGUAUUAGGACAGCAUUUUCUCUGUGAACCUUGGUCCCUGAAGCUGUCUGCAUAAGCUACCCUAAUUUGUGAUCUGUUGUGGCGAGGUUGCCGUGGCGACCGCUGUGAUGAUCAACAACGUCGUCACGAUGGGGACCUCGGCCAUCCCGGAGUAGCCCGGCCAGCAGCCGGGAGGAGACUGUAACUUGCUAAUAUUGUUCUAAUUAAGUAGUGAGAUGUACAGAUGAAUGGAACACACACACUCGUGCGUGCGCUGCUUCCCAAAGACUGGAUUAACUACUGUGUUUUGUGUGACCAAUGUACCCAGUGCGGGAAGGGGCUCAGCAAUACGGAGCUCCACACGGCUCCGGGGCAAGAUGAACAAUUGUAUAAAGACCUUCCCUGUAUGAUGAUCAAUUCUUGGACUUUUAAAAACAAUUCUUCACUUGACAAACUUCCUCAGCCGUAUUGGAAAUCCUCAGUUUCUUAUCAAUUUAUGUUGUUUAUGAGUUGCUUGGAAAUGAAAUUUGUAUUUUCCGUGCAUGAGAAAAUGAAUUUGGAUAACAUCGUUUCUAAUGGGGAACAUGCAACCAUGACUUUUGAAUGCUUGGGAAUACUUCCUUCUUUUUUUUUUAUUGAAAUGGGGAGAUUAUAUACAUUUGAAAAUUUGAAAAAAUGUGUUACAAAAAUUUAAGAAAUGCCUUCAAUUCAAACAGAGAUUAAAUGUUCAAUUCAAAAGCAAUAAGACCAAAGUGUGAAUUUUGGAUCUAUUCUCUUUUUAUGUUUUGUCCCUUUGUACCUUUUUAUUAGUUAUUUAUAAAAAAUCAGUGUAGAAGAUUGAAAAAAUUCAAGAAAUUCAACUUCAUGUCCAAAUUAACUUAACUAAUGAUGAAUGAGUAAAACAUGUAAUCAUAGCACCCUCUUGCACGGGAAGAGAAACAAUAUUUACAAUAUACAUAUUUGUUUGCGUUUAAUGUAAUUCACCAAUUCGUACAGUAAUUCGUACAAAGCGUUGGAUAUUCUCUGAUACAUAUAUUUCAACAAAAUGUGAAACAACUGGCCCCUAAAAUUGUCAUUUUUAUUCUUUGUUUCUUCACAUUUUCUAAUCAGUUUUUUGUAAACUGAUAAGGAUGUACUAAUCAGCCUUGUGAUGUUGUGUUUGUGUCCGUGAUGGACGAGGAAGUCUGUCAGAUCAAGGUCGUGUUGUUGGUAGCGAGGUGUUGUGGCGAUUUAACUCUGCUUCUAUACGUCUCUUCUCUCACGUCAUCGUCACAUAGCCCCGCUCCGCUCCACCGUGGCGUUGCCGCCGCCGCCACCGCCACAUGUAUUGUAAUAUCACCUGACUCAUGUUAUUAUCAGCUCCCAUGUUCCAGUGAACAGACAGAUUGUAAUAAAAUGUUGAAUGUCA
This is a messenger RNA of Haliotis rufescens (red abalone), 3986 nucleotides long. Its product is annotated as serine/threonine-protein phosphatase 2A 65 kDa regulatory subunit A alpha isoform-like. Bases 440 to 2626 code for a protein of 728 amino acids. Gene Ontology annotation, biological process: protein dephosphorylation. The record is from RefSeq and is a predicted model, not a curated record. NCBI's taxonomy places the organism in Eukaryota, Metazoa, Mollusca, Gastropoda, Lepetellida, Haliotidae. The transcript has 15 exons. Gene Ontology annotation, cellular component: protein phosphatase type 2A complex; cytoplasm. Gene Ontology annotation, molecular function: protein binding; protein phosphatase regulator activity.